Molecule: messenger RNA, 2428 nt
Organism: Schizosaccharomyces cryophilus OY26
Lineage: Eukaryota; Fungi; Ascomycota; Schizosaccharomycetes; Schizosaccharomycetales; Schizosaccharomycetaceae
Product: leucine carboxyl methyltransferase
Exons: 1
Coding region: 283-2328 (681 amino acids)
Biological process (GO): wybutosine biosynthetic process; tRNA methylation
Molecular function (GO): protein binding; tRNA methyltransferase activity
Source: RefSeq, a predicted model, not a curated record
GCUAUAAGAGGCAUUAUCGUUCUUUCAUGAACCUAUAUCAUUGUCAAAAUUCACUAAUGAAUAAGAGUUAAAUUAACCAAAUAAAGUGUCAUAAAGCCGUGUGUAAAUUGAUCCCUAUAAUACCCUUUUCCUAAACUCACUUCUCGAAAGCAAGAUACCGCCUACUCUUUUCAUAUUGUACUUCUAAUCUAAUCCUAUUUUUCUCUGCCUAAUUUUUUGGUUUUGUCAGGUUGAUUUCCUUACAUAUAUAACAUCAGAGGCGAAAGGCGACAUUUUUUUAAAAUGGUUCCAAAACAAGAAAACACAUUUCGAUCAAAAGACAAAGAAGUACGCAAAACAAAUGAUAGCUCUAUUCUUUCAAAAGCUUCAGUUGAAAAAUGUGGCUAUCCAGGAUUUGAUAAAAAUCACAGUUACUACAGGCCGUUUAUUAGUAAAACUCCUCGAAGAUCGCCAAGUGUCAACAGAGGAUACUGGACUCGUUGUAUUGCGAUUCGGUUUGCUAUAGAGCAAUUUUUAGAAAAAAAGCGCGGAAAACCGAAAGCAAUUGUAAACUUAGGAGCCGGAUACGAUCCGUUGGCUUUGCAACUCUUAAAUUCUCUUAGUGAUCGAAGCACAGAAGACAUCGCGUUUUACGAUGUGGAUUAUCCCGAGUCAAUUGAAAAUAGAGUGAGCAUGAUAUUGUCCGACGAUUUCCUUCGAGGAAUAGUCUAUAGAAAUAGUUUUGAAAUUGAUGAACUCGAAGAAAUCCAUACUAAUAACUAUCAUACUGUUGGUUGCAAUUUGAAAGAUUUGGAUCUCCUUCAAAAAAAGCUCGAGGAGUGUGGCCUUGAUUUCAAAACAAGUUCAAUCCUUUUCAUAUCUGAAGUUGCAGCGGUCUAUAUGCCAGUCAAUGCAUCAGAUUCACUUCUCCAGUGGAUGUCGCAAUUUUCGGAUGCUCAUUCUUGUUUCUUAGAACAGAUAGCUCCUGCUGGAUUUAAUCACCCAUUUGCUAAAGUGAUGAUUAGACAUUUCAAAGAAUGGGGUACCCCACUGCAUGGACUUGCCGCAUAUCAGAAUUUAGAGGCAUUGAAAUACAGGUGGGUGAACUUGGGUUGGGAGCACGUAGAGGUGUUUGAUGUAUGUACUUUCUGGAAUUUCUUAUUAAGCGAAAGAUAUCGAGUGGAAUGUGAACAAACCGAACCAUUUGAUGAAUGGGAAGAGUUUUAUUUUUUCCUUCAACAUUACAGUAUCCAGCAUGCCAGUAGUACGUUGGAUCAAAUGUACAAUUUGGUUGAACAUCCAAAUCCUUUUAUGCAAUACUAUCGCUAUCAAAUCAAUGGACAUGAAUGUUCUCCUGUCCAAUGUGAAUCAAUAUUAUCUAAUAAGCGCAUAGAACUCACUAUGGUUGCUGCUGAAAUAAAGCAAGCUCUUCCUAGUUGCCGCUCCGCUGGUGUUGGUGCUUCUGAGAAUGGAAUAAUUAUCCAAGGAGGAUUAUCGACCUCUGGGCGUACUAAUUCAGCGUUUCUUAUAACAGAAAAGCAAAAUGUGAUAGAUAUUUCGAGUUCUGAAAUAAGUCCUCGUAUGAACCUAUCAAUUGUACCGGUGAAUAAUGGAGAUUAUAUGCUUAUAGGUGGAAGGGAAUCCCCGGUUAGAGCAUUUGAUACUUGUUAUUUGUACUCCAAGGGGGCUUGGAAACAAACCGCUUCUUUACCCUAUCCAGCAUUUCGUGUUUCAACUACGAAGGUGCAUUAUGGAAAUGAAAACUUUAUCCUGCUUCAGGCCGGUAAACCACAUGGUGGUUGGCUAAUUUGGUCGGAGCAAACAAAUGAAUGGUCUCAGGUUUGCUGUACAGAACCGUCUUUAACCAAAAGCUGGGGUUCUAGCAUUCAUUAUUCUUCACAAUUACAAUAUGGAUUCAUAACAGGUGGCAUGAAUCAACAUAAUUUACCUAUUGAUGAUGUUUGGGAAUGGAAACUCGAGAAACGGAACAAUCGAUUUGAAUUGCAUUUUUCACCAUGGAAUUUGAGUGAAGGCUCAAAGGUUUUACUCGCACGGGUCAAUAGCAAUCUUGCAAUUUUGGACAACGAUAAUGCUAUGCCAUUGAUUAUUGGUGGUGCUGGCUUGUAUAAAACCAUAAAGUGGGAAGAAGAAGUCAUUAUCAUAAAUAUGGUCGGUCAACAGAUUGAGAAUGUUCCUUUGGAAGAACCUGAAUCAAGACCGGUUUUAGUUUCUUGUCAAUGCUGUUGCCUUCGUGAUUUACUCUUUGUUUUUGGGGGUGGUUGUAUAUGUUUUUCUUUUGGAUCUUUUAUCAAUGAAAACGUUCACUGCUUAAAGGUUUCUGAAAAAUAAAAUUGAAGUUUUUAGUUACAUUCAAUUGUAUUUAUUUAUUUAUUAUAGUAGGUUAAAAAGAUAGUAAGUUAUGUGCUCAAUGUAAUAAAAUAAAUCAAAC